Salvelinus sp. IW2-2015 is the source of this 1200-nucleotide messenger RNA. RefSeq lists its product as uncharacterized. Bases 124 to 1200 code for a protein of 358 amino acids. NCBI's taxonomy places the organism in Eukaryota, Metazoa, Chordata, Actinopteri, Salmoniformes, Salmonidae. The transcript is spliced from 2 exons. The record is from RefSeq and is a predicted model, not a curated record.
UUUUUCUAAGGCAAAUCUCUGAUCGGGACACAGGCAAUAAUUUAAAAGGAGCGAAGAUCCUAACAUCAGUCAAUGCUGGACUGAGGAUAGUGUGGUGGGGGAUUUGAUGGGCCAGCCUGAGCCAUGGCUCAUGGGAAGAAGCCAGAGAAGAUCACCAGAAUCCUGGGGCCCAGCACUCCGUCCUGCCCUGGCCAUGCUGGAUUCAUAGAGAAGAAGCCAGGGACUAUUAGGAKAAUAUUGGCCACCAGUCCUCCACCYUGCCCUGGUCCCACAGGAUCCACAGAAGAGUCUAAUGAAGGACCUCAUAAUGAAGGACCUCAGAAAGAAAGACCACAGAGUUUGAGGAGUAAGGGCCCUCCGCUCUGCCCUGGCCCCUUAUCCACAGGGGAGCCUACUGAUGAAGGACCCCAGAGUCUGAGCAGCAAAGGCCCAACUGAAGGACCUCAUAAUGGGCCUCGGAGUCUGAAGAGUGAGGACCCUCCUCAGCACUCUCAGAGCACCAGCAUUGAGGAGCUGGACAAUAACAAUGACGAGAGGACCCCUGGGCCUGCAGCACCUGCCCCUGACCCUGCUAGUGCAACACAGGCCCAUCCAAACCAAGCCUACAGCCACCUGACUCAGGCCCRGAACUACCCUCGGCARCCAGAURCCCAGGCCCAGGCCCAGGCCCAGSCCCGACAGCCMCAGCAGCAUUGCAGAGAGAGUCCAACCAGCCCCAGCACCAGGCCCACCUCUGACUCCCCAUCCAGUCAGGAGAGACAUCCCAGGGCUGUUAAACCACCACCUGUCCUUACCAGUGCCUGUCCUAACCAGCCGUGUCUGAUUAGUCCCUCCAGUUCACCUCUUCCUGUCCCUGCUACAGCUAGUGUCUCCUCUGAGCUCUCGCUGAACCAGCCCGGUGACACCACCCUCCCUGACAGCACGGAUGAGGMGGAGGAAGAGGARGAGGAGGACAGCUGCUCAGAGUAUGACAACGUGGGUUCGGACGUGGAGGGUGUGGAGCAAGACAUUGAUCAGGUACUACAGGUGGAAGACCAGGGUAUGAAGGUGCGGUACUACAAACACUAUCCUGAGCCUCAGGAUGGAAGUUAUCUGGAGAGUGAGGAUGGAACCGAGGUGGAACACCAAGACAGAACCGACGUGGAACACCAAGACAGAACCUACGUGGAACACCAAGACAGAACCUACGUUGGAAUGUGA